Molecule: messenger RNA, 2807 nt
Organism: Ictalurus furcatus (blue catfish)
Lineage: Eukaryota; Metazoa; Chordata; Actinopteri; Siluriformes; Ictaluridae
Exons: 9
Coding region: 1177-2226 (349 amino acids)
Source: RefSeq, a predicted model, not a curated record
AUUGCUCAUUAUAAUACUUCACUGAGUGCAUUAUAAAACACACACACACAGUAGACACUCAGACCAACAUCACUAGAGAUGAUCACAAUGAUAUUAAAGAGUGAUAUAAUGGUUAGAGGUUACCAUGAAAAACAUUAUGAAAAAUAUGGAAAAACAUAAGCCUUAUAUCAAUGAAUUAUAUUCCCCCAAUUAGCCUUAAGCUCUGUGAUUGUGUAACUGAAUUAUCCUGAAGCUCUACAAACGUGUAACUGUAUUAAGCUGAAGCUCUAUUCUGUAUGAUGUGAUUCUAAUGCUCUAUGAUCUUGAAUCUGUAUGAUCCUGUAUGUUUGGGAAUAGGAAAGAAGCUCUGCUUUGACACCGCUUAUAUUUACAAGUAAAAGAUAUCAAAUAAUGAAUAAUAUAAUAAUAUAAUGCAAUAAUGAACAAGCAGCAUUUCCUAAGCACAUGCAGCAUGAUUAAAGAGCUGAAACACUCAUGUACAUCAAAUAUGUUGAUGUACAUACAGAAUGUGUGUUCUUAUGUUAAUGUGGUGGUUAUGAACCUCAGUACUUAUGACUACUGAGGGAGUUGAAAGUGUCUGAGUAAUUCCUUGAUCUGUCUCCAGCUGAAAGGAUUACAAAUAUAAAGAUGAAGAUAAAACUAGAGUAACUCGUAUAAGGGUUGGGCGAUAUAAACUAUUAGAAUAUAUCCUUAUUAAAAUAUUUUGAUAAUUAAUAAUGUUGCUCACCCUUGUUGGAUAAUUUUAUGGUAAUUAUCUAGUCUAGGGUAAUUCUGUGUAGAACAGUGUCAAACAACCUCAGUCAGGAUUAAAUCCUUUUAAUGACAAAAGCUUUUGGGCUCAAUUGGAAUUUGAACCGAGUACAGAGUGACAAGAAGAGAACACUUCCUCAUAUGAGUCACCCCCCCCCCUCCCCCCUGUGUGCAAGGAACUGGUCCAGUAAGUACCCUUUCUAAUCAGCACAAAAUCUGAAACACAAAUAUAUAUAGAGAGAGUUGUUUUCCACCGAGUCUCUCUCUCUCUCUCUCUCUCUCUCUCUCUCUCUCUCUCAAAUGAGGAAAUGACUAUAGAGAGUUAGAACACUGGGUUACAGGAGUUUAAGAAAAACAUCAAGUUUCUUAAAAUGUGCAGCAUAAUAUAACAUUUAAAAUCAGGUUAGAAGUGGCAACACAAGGCCGAUGGAGCAGCAGCUGAAACAGAACAGGAAGGCCCAGACUGGAGUCUGGAAUACCAACCUGCGCACGCGCACACACAGGAACAAGCCACUCCUUUACUGGUUCACUUUCACAAUAAAGCGAGUUGCACUGCAGAGCUGUCACUUAUCUUCCUCCAAGAUGGCUGAGAGACCACAAAAGAAAUCCAAAGAAGAAAGGGUGAUCGAGUAUGUGACCAAAAGCAAUUUUGUACACAAUGCUUUCAUCCUCUUCAAGAAAGCCACUGAUAUAGUCGCUGAAUGUUUUCCUUUUUGCACACUGACGGAAGAGCAGCAGAUACUGAAGCAGAUACUGGAUCAGGACUCUCCAGUAGAUGCUGAGCAAGAAAUAUCACUCACAUCUCUUGACAUGAGUAAGCAAGCUAAAAUUGUGAAGGACUUUUUACAGCCUGACCUCAAUAAAGUUACACCAGGGGAUUAUGUCCUGAAGAUCAGAGACGUCGUCUCGAUUCACCGCCAGUCACAGAUUGCAUUAAAAAAGAUGGACGGAUACAGCUUCAGGGAGGGAACUUUGGAAGACACGUUGUACAAAGAUAAACCUGACAUGUUAGAGGAGUGGGAGCAGUUCUACCUGAAAGAGGAGAUGAAGAUGGAGGUGAUUGGUGUUCUCGAGGAGUUCCCCUGUGACUCCCUGAAUGCUGAGCUGGUGCUGAUGGUGUGUGAGGAUGGGAAAGUGUUUGCUUAUGAAGAUGAGCACAUGCAUCUCGUUGCCAAAAGCCUGAAAGUGCUGUUUGACCAUGGUCUUCAAUUUCCAGGCAUCAAACGGUACUACUGUUGCCAAGCCUUUGAGCACAUGAUAGAUGCUCAGUGGGACAGAGUGAAGAAAUCAGCAAAAAUGGUUGCACCAAAGAAGCAGGAUCAGGACCUGGUGGAUAGAAUGGAAGAAUCCUUUCUGAUGAACCUGGACAUUAUUGUGCAGAGACUGCAAGCUGAGCAGCCAUGCAGAGUAUCAAGUAAUGUAGAGAGACAUGGAGGCAACAGGAGAAGAAACACGCCGAGAAAAUCCCCCACAUAGAGCACACACUUCAACAUGGGUAAAGAUGACAGCGUAAAAGCAAUGCCGAAACGUCCAAGAGACCUGUGCGUACCUGUGCAUGUAAAUACCUGAAAGGAGCCGGAGCAGGGAUUAUACUGAGUGAUGAGCUGCAGUAGGAGUGCUCCUGUUUCACCUUUACUUCAUCAAAGUGUUAUAAUGCUGCAAUCAAAGUGUUAUAAUGCAGACUGUAUUUACUCAGUGAACUUAUCCAGACCUCACUCCCUGUUCAUUUUUCAUUGCAUAGAAAUUAAUCCAUAGAAGGCGUUACUGUGUAGUGUGUCCGAAUGAGGUGUCUUUUUGAAUCUUGCAUCUGAACCACAAUGGACAGUAAAGACAGCCAGAAACCGAUGCCAGUGGGUAUUAAAGAGGUAAACAAGCGAGUGAAAGAUUGUUGAUGCAAACAUGAAGAGCCAGAAGGAAGAAAGGUCUGCCUACUUGCAAGAAUACCUCAGCAAUUUUUUCAGUAGUUUUUAAUCAGUCAAAUAUUCAAAUAGUUUCAGUUUCCUGAUCAGGGCCAAUGUGGGAACAGUUCUGUUGAACAUCUAUUUCUAUAGAAGUAU